Molecule: messenger RNA, 402 nt
Organism: Gongylonema pulchrum
Lineage: Eukaryota; Metazoa; Nematoda; Chromadorea; Rhabditida; Gongylonematidae
Source: the annotation of a GenBank genome assembly
AUGAGCGGAAAGCAUUUCCAGGAAGGAUGUAAAGUGUUAGCUUGGUUCAUUGCUCUUCAAGUUAUUGCAAUAUGCGUUGCGGUCGUCUUCGUGAUUGUCUUCGCUGCCGGUGUAGUCUUCUGCUUCCUUUAUGCAUGUCUCGCCGGUGAUAUGUUACAACGAGUGAUAUGCCCGAAUGCAUAUGCUGAACGGAAACGAAUGCAAAAAGACCAAGAGAAGCGACAUCGUCAUCAGCAACGGAUCUCGCGGCGCCCAUCUCCUCGACCAGCUUCAGUUUCCGAAUUCGAGUCAGCAUCGACGCCUAGUCAAAGAACAAGUACUGGAUCUCCGAAAUCGCCAUGUCAGAUGAGACAAAAUAAACCAUCAGAAGCAGUCAACACACAAGAUCCUGUUGAAGUGUAA